AUGGCGGAUGAAUUGCUCGGACGUGCCUCUUCGCUGGGGCCACGCGCACCCGACAUGGACGUUUUGGGCCCUGCCGUGGCUUGGCCGGUGGCUCCUGCGCCACCUGCGCGACGAGACGCUCCCCGCGCAUCCGGGCCGGCCGAACACCGCACUGCGUGUGGGGAACCUCCCAGAGGACCUAACGUCGGCACCUGGAACGACCUGGGGUACAAGCAGUGGUGCAAGUAUGACAAUGUCGACCCCAGGGACUUUUACCGCCUCCUGAGGGCGAACGCCUCGCGAAGCUGCGGGGCGUCGAAGUCCCAGAUCGUCAGCGAUCCGCGCUACCAUCCGAAGGGAGCGGCUCUGGCGUUCUAUACCGCCCACCACUUUGUGGACCCGGAUAGGUCCUCGAAGAUCAUAGCCGAGCUCCUGCAGAGGCACCAGGAGGGCACCCUGCCGAAGCCGAUCUUGUACAACGGUUUAUUCUUCUCGGACGGCAAGGCCAUGCGCGAAGCCCGCCCUGGCGUGAGGUGCAUCAUCUGA
Messenger RNA from Prorocentrum cordatum, 525 nucleotides. The record is from the annotation of a GenBank genome assembly. NCBI's taxonomy places the organism in Eukaryota, Dinophyceae, Prorocentrales, Prorocentraceae.